AUGCCUGCACGAAGAAAGCAAACCUUGAAAGAUCCCGAUUAUCAAAGCAACACUUCCCCUCCUUCUCAACAGCCUGCACCUCGUAGGAAGCAGAAAAACCCAGCUUCCAAUGCGAAGACGUCCCAGCUGUGGGACCCCCAGACGGACUACGCUCGAUGCUUCCUCCGUAAAAUUCCUUCAACGGUCAAAGGUGGUCUGGAAGAACUUGGUUGUACCGCUUCCACACGGGCCCAGGAUCGUGAAGAUCACCUUGAAGUAAUCGCCGAGGAGGAUGAAGAGUCAGAUAACUUGAACGACUCUGCAAGACCCAUUGUAAUUGACCUACCCAAAGAAGAGCAUAAAGCACCAGAAGAAGUCGACACCAAUCACGACUCUGAAGGUGACAAAUCUGAAGUGGCUCCAAACUACGAUGAACGCCUUGAGAAUACAGAGGACCCAAAGGAUCCUACCAUGACGCUGGAAUCCACAAGCGGCAACAAAUACCACACCAGCGCUUCCAGAAAGAAAGCAAAUCGAUUGAACGAGUUGAUAAGUAAGGCCAACUUUCUCUCACGUUGGGUAGCUCGCUCUACUGCUUGGAGGCGACACUUCUCCAGGAUAGCCAAAAGCUUCAACGUGAAAGUGUUGCCCUUGACGCCUGGUUAUAAUGCUACUCAGUGGAAUGCUGAAUUUGACUCUCUCAACCGUUUGGUGAAGGCACGUAAGUAUUAUGGAAUUAACUGUGCUUAUUUAUUGUUAUCAGGUUGUGAACAGACAUUUGGUCGACGACCUUGA
Melampsora larici-populina 98AG31 is the source of this 774-nucleotide messenger RNA. RefSeq lists its product as uncharacterized. The transcript has 5 exons. The record is from RefSeq and is a predicted model, not a curated record. Lineage: Eukaryota; Fungi; Basidiomycota; Pucciniomycetes; Pucciniales; Melampsoraceae. Bases 1 to 774 code for a protein of 257 amino acids.